Hipposideros armiger (great roundleaf bat) is the source of this 795-nucleotide messenger RNA. RefSeq lists its product as uncharacterized. Lineage: Eukaryota; Metazoa; Chordata; Mammalia; Chiroptera; Hipposideridae. The transcript is spliced from 6 exons. Bases 1 to 783 code for a protein of 260 amino acids. The record is from RefSeq and is a predicted model, not a curated record.
AUGCCUCCACUCACACCUGCCCAGCCGGGACCUUCAGCAAGCACCGAAGCCUUUCCGCCCUGUCACAGUGUGAGACCUGCCCUGCAGGACUGGCCUGUCCUCCAGGUACGAAGUGGAGCACCCAGUUCCCCUGCCCAGCAGGCACCUACAGCUCUCAGGCAGGCAACAGCCGGGCGGAAGACUGCCUGCCCUGCCCCCCGGGGGCCUUCUGCCCCAGCGGGGCCCCCAAGCCUGUGCUAUGUCCACGGGGAACCUCCCGCCACAGUCCAGGUGCAAGGCUGGCGGUGGCCUGUGUGCUGUGCCCUGCUGGUCACCACUGCCCUAAGCUGGGCACUGCUACUCCACAGCCAUGUGGUGCUGGCAGCUUCUCAGGUCCCGGCCAUCUCUGGUGCCAGAAGUGCCCAGGAGGAAAACUCUGCAACCAGACAAAGCUGGCUGGCCCCAUGGCAUGUCCCCCCGGGCACUACUGCCCAGCCCGGGGCCUACUGUCCAUCCCCUGCCCCAUGGGCACUUUUCGAGACACCUCUGGGGCUGCCCGUGUGGAAGACUGCCAGCUGUGCCGCCCUGGGAGUUUCUGUGGCAGAGAAGGCCUGGCUGAGCCCCAGGGGCAGUGCCGUGCUGGACAUCACUGUGGGCCCGGUUCCAAUACCUCCUCCCCCGAGACACUCCCCUUUGGUGACCUCUGCCCCCCUGGCCAUUUUUGCCCAGCUGGCACCGAGGACCCCAGGCAAAGGCCCUGUCCAGUUGGCACCUGGAAUGCAGAGAGAGGGGCACCGGACGUGAGCUGGUGCCUGC